Molecule: messenger RNA, 1422 nt
Organism: Exophiala dermatitidis NIH/UT8656
Lineage: Eukaryota; Fungi; Ascomycota; Eurotiomycetes; Chaetothyriales; Herpotrichiellaceae
Product: cytochrome P450 monooxygenase
Exons: 6
Coding region: 1-1422 (473 amino acids)
Molecular function (GO): heme binding; oxidoreductase activity, acting on paired donors, with incorporation or reduction of molecular oxygen; monooxygenase activity
Source: RefSeq, a predicted model, not a curated record
AUGGGCGCAGUUCCGAUUGUGCUCUGCGCAUGGCUGCUCUAUGUCACAAUUCGCACCAUUUUGGUCUACAGGACACAAGUGCCGGGCCCGUGGUACUCAAAUGUCACAAGUCUAGUGCAGAAGUACUAUGAAUUUACUCGCCGUAGACGGUUGUGGAUUCAUCACCUCCACAAGGUGUACGGACCCGUGGUUCGAUUGAAUCCGAAUGAAGUAUCGUUCGCCAAUUUGGACGGAAUGAAGGAAAUAUACCAGAGUGGGGGAAGUGGUUAUGACAAGGCGAGCUUCUACGACCUUUUCAUGCAGUACAACUGUCGGACCAUGUUUUCCAUGCUGAAAAGGAACGAUCACGCACGACAGAAGAAGAUAUUUGCUGAAAGAUACUCGAUGACAAACGUCCUUUGUCCUGACGUUUUGGAUGGGAUCCAAGUUCGCGCAGCAAAAGUGUUGCAAAAGAUCAAGUCGUCGACAGAUUGCUGUCUGGAUGUCUAUGUCACGCUUCAUUGUUACGCUGUUGACUGCGCGUCACACUUUCUUGCCAACCCGAGAGGCUUGAACACACUAGACGAUGUGAACGACUUUAAGAUGAUGCAGGAGCUCUCAUACCAUGACACCCUGAGGCAAAAGCUGAUGGAACAAUAUUGUCCUCCUCUUGACAAGAUUGCAAAUAUCUUCCGACCUGCGCCGUGGCCCUUGACCAAACAUUUUAUCCUCGAGCGAGCGCGAGAUACACAGCUGAAUGGAACCUCACUCGUCCACAGCCUGCAAGCCAAGUCCACCGAGCUGGACACCGUCCAAAUAGCUGCGGAAUGCCUUGACCACUUGGCAGCUGGGAUCGACACGACGGGCGACGGGCUUUGCUUCCUGAUGCACGAACUUUCGUUACCCCGAUCUGCGAAGAUUCAAGAGUCCCUAUACGAGGAGAUUGUGCAAAACCCUCACGUCAAAGCCACUGACUUGCCCUAUCUCGAUGCAAUCGUCAUGGAAGGUCUGAGACUCUUUCCGCCCUUGCCCAUGAGUUUACCACGAUCCGUACCGGUCGGUGGCAGCACCAUUUCCGGGUACAAGCUCCCCGGAGGGACGACGGUCAGCUGUCAAGCAUAUUCUUUACACCGACUUAAUCCGGACAUAUAUCCCGACCCUGACGCUUUCAUUCCUGAACGAUGGCUAGAAAAAGAGAAAAGGGUGGAGAGAAACCGGCUCUUUUUUGCCUUUUCUGCAGGAGGGAGAGGCUGUAUUGGAAAGAAUUUGGCUCUGGUGGAAAUGAAAACCUUACUGCGGGAGAUAUAUGGAAAGUUCACAACCCGGCUGUCUCCUCAGUUCACCGCAGACAUGUCUAUAGACGAUCAGAUCAUUGCGUCACGACCGAAGGAUCAGACAUGUGUGUUGAAAUUCGAGGAGCGGAUAUCUUCAUCUAGCCAGUGA